AAAAGAGUUAAAUGUGGCGGUGAGGGUGGUUCACAUGGCUUGCUCGCUGUGCGAGAAGGUGCAAAAGCAGUUGAUUUUGACGAACUCCGAUCAGGUUAAAUCCAAGGAUGAUGAUUCCCUUGUUACUGUUGCAGAAACUUCGAACAAUAUAUACAUUAUAUAUUGUGGGUUCGCGCCGUGAUUAUUUGGCCAAUUAACAAUUCCUCUGAUAAAUGGACGCAUGGAGGGAAUAAAAAAAGAAGAAGAAAAACCCAUGUUUCUUCAAGCUGGGAGAAGUUAAUGUAGUCCUUGAGUCUUUUGUUGCUGUUUCUCUUUUUUUAGUGUUAGCUUAAUCUGGGUGUGUCCCAAGAUGGCGCUGGGUUAGGAGGAGUGGGAUUGUGUAAACCAAUCCUCUUGCUUGCUCGAGGUUCUCGAUACUGUUCAUCAACAGUGGAAUCGUGGGAGUUCCUUAGUCAGAUGCUGAAGACUGGAGCGUGCAAGCGACAGUAAGCUGGAUGCUCUCCAAAGCUCUGGGUAGCCACAUUUCCAUUGUUGCUGAAGAAGAUACUAAAAGUUUAUCCAGGCCUGAGUCAUCAUCUCUGUUGGGAAGGGUUGUCGAUGUGGUAAAUGAAUGUUUGGCUGACGCAACUAGGUUUGGUCUUCAAGGUCCUGACAAUGCACUUAGUGCUUCUCAAGUUCUAGAUGCAAUCAGUCGGUGUAGCUCCCUUGGAGGGCGUGCAGGCCAACAUUGGGUCCUUGAUCCAGUUGACGGGACACUAGGUUUUGUUCGUGGAGAUCAGUAUGCUGUUGCCCUUGCUAUGAUUGAUGGUGGAGAUGUCAUAAUUGGAGUGCUCGGCUGCCCUAAUUACCCAAUGAAGGACAAUGGCCUAAAAAAGUACAUUCAACAAAACCUUAUCUUGUCAAAUAAACCUUCUGGGGAAGUGGGAUGUGUGAUGUACACAAUGAAAGGCAGCAGAAAAGCUUGGAUGCAACCCUUAAUUCAUCAUGAUGAGAUGCUCGAGUGGCCGAAUUCUGCAAAACCUAUUCAGGUUUCUUCCAUUAGCAAUCCUGCACUAGCAACAUUCUGUGAGCCAGUGGAAAAAGCUAAUUCGGAUCAUUCAUUUGCUGCUGGAAUCGCCUGCAAUGUUGGGCUGAGAAAGAAGCCCUUGCGUGUUUACAGCAUGGUUAAAUAUGCUGCCAUAGCCAGAGGAGAAGCUGAAAUUUACAUGAGAUUUGCAAGGUCAGCAUAUAAGGAGAAAAUAUGGGAUCACGCAGCAGGUGUUCUCCUUGUGCAAGAGGCUGGUGGUGUGGUCACUGAUGCAGGAGGGCAACCUCUCGAUUUCUCCAAAGGAAUAUACCUAGAAGGGCUUGACAGAGGCAUAAUUGCUUGUUCGGGGCAUCAGUUGCAUGAGAAACUAAUAGGAGCUGUUUAUGCUAGCUGGGAAUCAUCUAACUUGUGAGCUCUCCUCAGCUUAGCAACCAAACUGGAUAUAAAGAUACUAUCUCACAACUGACUGCAAGGGUGAGGAAGUCGGUUGAUGGAGUUGUUUGCUUAUUUGGUUUACUCAACGCAAGAGAUGAGUUGCUGCUGCAUCCGGGAAGCGCCUCUGGAGAUGCAAGGAGAGCCAUUUCGAAGAUGAACGGCGGAGACGCGUGGCUUUGCUGGUGGCGGAAGCCUUUUAUCCAUAUUUUUCAAGUAGAUUUUUGGAGGUGGUGCAGAAUUAGGAGCAGCGAUGGGUUUAUGAAGGAAACUGGGAGACGUGUAAUGAAUUCAUAUUAUAUAUGGAAAUUGGAAUGCCUCGUUUUUCAAAUAUUUGACUCGGACGUGAUGAAAACACGGUAUUAGUUGACCAUCUCAAA
Messenger RNA from Salvia miltiorrhiza (redroot sage), 1839 nucleotides. RefSeq names its product PAP-specific phosphatase HAL2-like. Gene Ontology annotation, biological process: sulfate assimilation; phosphatidylinositol phosphate biosynthetic process. The transcript is spliced from 6 exons. Lineage: Eukaryota; Viridiplantae; Streptophyta; Magnoliopsida; Lamiales; Lamiaceae. Gene Ontology annotation, molecular function: 3'(2'),5'-bisphosphate nucleotidase activity. The record is from RefSeq and is a predicted model, not a curated record. The coding region runs from base 495 to 1439 and encodes 314 amino acids.